Messenger RNA from Dendroctonus ponderosae (mountain pine beetle), 3299 nucleotides. RefSeq names its product tribbles homolog 2. Gene Ontology annotation, biological process: positive regulation of proteasomal ubiquitin-dependent protein catabolic process; protein phosphorylation; regulation of MAP kinase activity. The record is from RefSeq and is a predicted model, not a curated record. The transcript is spliced from 5 exons. Gene Ontology annotation, cellular component: nucleus. Gene Ontology annotation, molecular function: mitogen-activated protein kinase kinase binding; ATP binding; protein kinase activity. The coding region runs from base 363 to 1457 and encodes 364 amino acids. NCBI's taxonomy places the organism in Eukaryota, Metazoa, Arthropoda, Insecta, Coleoptera, Curculionidae.
GCCAAUGUCGCCAAUUCUCGGUAGAGUCAGACGGACCAUGGCUUCGAAUGUGUUCGUAUGUUCGUUUCUUCUUUAGGAAGUCAGUCCAUGGCUGUGAUUUGUUGCUCGUUUGUUUCGUGUUAGAAUAUUCGCUUCGAAUUAUUGUGUUGUUCGCCGCGCGUAUUCGACUCGUCGGUAGUUGAUUGUGCUAAUUCGUGUGCUACGUGAUCCAGGAUAAUUUGGAUUAUUUUCACAGAUUCGCACCGAAUCCUCCAAAUAAAAUUCAAGAUACAAGACACGUCAUUAGAGAACUUCACAGACUACCCAUCACUGAUUACACUUUUAUCACAGCACAGUUGUUGGACAGUGAUUAGACAGACAUCAUGUCCAAUAUACAGAACCAGCCCGAAGUGAGGGCUCAAAACGCGGACAAGUUCAAUACUGCAAUGAUCACGGUCACUCCUCGACAUAACACAGUGGCCACACCAAUCGUGGACACUGUGAUACGGAAAAUUCGAAUAUCCAACAACAACUGUGAUAUGCGCCCACCAAAGGUUAACGGGGAUACUGCCGGAAAACCCACCCAACAUGGGACUGUGAUAAAUGGGCCAAGCUGUGAUAAUGAGAAUAUGGAAAGUGCUCUGAUUGCUGACAAAUAUCAGUUAUUCGAACAGGUCAUCGGCAGUUCCUUGUAUCGGUGCGUUGAUGUCAACAGCAAGCAGGAGUUGGUUUGUAAGAUCGUGUCCAGAGACAAUCACUCGCUAAUAUCUGCUCAUUACCGAAUGGAUUCGCAACCACUGAUUCAAUCGCUACAUGAAGUGGUAGUUGGUCAGCGCUAUUUGUACCUGGUGUUUCCAAAAGCACAUGGCGAUUUGCAUUCGUAUGUACGGCAAAGAAAACGUCUUCGUGAAAGCGAAGCACGUAGACUAUUUCGACAAAUCGCGGAAACGGUACGGUUGUGUCAUGAGAAUGGAAUCGUACUCAGGGAUCUGAAGCUGAGGAAGUUCGUUUUUGCUAAUCCCGAAAAAACGCAGCUGAAACUGGAAUCGUUUGAAGAUGCGGUUGUAUUAGUUGAACCCGAAUUGGAUUGGCUACACGACAAAAGAGGCUGUCCGGCCUACGUUAGUCCGGAAAUAUUAGAAACGGGACAAUAUUCCGGUAAAGGAGCCGAUAUGUGGUCGAUUGGAGUGAUAUUAUAUACUAUGUUAGUUGGAAGGUACCCAUUCAAUGAUGCGGGCCAUGCCAAUUUAUUCGCAAAAAUCUCCAACUGUUCCUACGUAAUACCAGAAUGUGUAUCAGCAAGAGCACGAUGCCUAAUUCGAUCCCUACUCAGGAGAGAUCCAUCCGAACGAAUUACUUCUGAAGACAUUCUAUACCAUCCUUGGCUAGCUAAAGAAGACAGAGAUUGGAUUCCGAGAUCCUGCGAUCAGCAGGUUCCUCAAAGUAUAAUUUGCGACGACGAAACUUCUUUAUUUUAAAAAAGCACAUUUUCCAACUUAAAACUUGAUCUUUAACAGCAAAUUAGGUCAAGAUCUGUAUUUUAAUUAUGUUCAAAUGUUAAUCGGGAGAAUUUUGUUGAAAAAUUAAGAGUCCUUAAUUGUUCAAACCUCUAGUCUCCCAGCUCUGGGGUUUCUAAGCUAAUUUUGCUGAAAUGUAUUCUUUUAUAUGUAACACUUUAUAUAUGUUUCAGUUCUAGGCAAAACGCGUUUGUGGACAAACAAAGUUUGGUUCGUCUCGAUUUCUCUUUCGUUUUUAUAUUCCCAAAAACGUCGCAAUUUUUUAAAUUAAGGGUCGAUGCAAAAUCGCUUAGAAAUACAAUCUUUCCUAAAGGUUGUUUAACACUUUGUCAAAAAAAUGGGGUUGUGACUUUGGGAACCGAAAACCAGAAGUGAUUUUUUUUUACUUUUUGGCAGAGUUUUAGCGGCUCUGAUAGGAAUUACGUGCAAAGUUUGUGCUGUGUUGUAGAGUUUAAGGAUUUAAAACAAAUCUGUUAAAAGCCAUAUUAAGUUAUGUAAUGAAGUUGUAGUAUAUUCGUGUAAGUAUGAAGGGGUAUUUUGGUCAUCCUUUUAGUUUCUUAGUUGCUGCAGGCGAUCAGCCGUGAAUUUGAUAUCCUUUUUUUUAACAAAAUUCUGUAAAAAGGAAUAAAAAAUAUACUAUGCUAGUACCAAAAUUAUGUUGCUUUAUACAUAUAUCAUUUUUUUAAAUAAUUAAUUACGUUUUCAAUAAUGACAGAUUUAAUAUUGGGAAAUGCAUUCCGCAAGGCAUAUUAAGUAUGUUUGUUUCUCAUGUUGAUGACAUUUUCCGUUCUAUUUGGUUCAAUAAUUAUUUGAUCGUUGCAAAAACGUCUAUUCAAUGGCAAUCACCUAAAUGUGGGUUCAAAUAAGUUAAAUCACCAACUGAACUAGCUAGUUUCUUCGUUGUUUUCAUCUACAUAGAAAUGUUUCUGAAUAUUUGUAAAACACCAUGAUUGCUUCUUGUUAAUUAUUAGUUCUAGAAUGUUGAUUAAAAAAUGCAGCUAUUUGAUUAAGUCCAGUUAAUGUUAGAGAAGCAUCACAGUGUACAAGACUGAUGUAAAUUGUUCAUUAUUUAUUAUAACUUUCUUGUUAAGAUAUUACUUGAAAUGUUAUUAAGUAUCAGAAUUAAUAUUUAUGUCGAGUGUCGGUAAAAAUCGGUGGACGUUAAUUGCGGAUAAGUUUUGACCCAACAAUAAUUUACUUUUUGCUUUUUAUCAAGUAUUCGAUUAAUUCGUAAUUUGACUUGCUUCUUGUUUUUAUCAUUGCUGCCAGCCUUUAAAUGGUAAUUAGAUACCGUUGUUUUUUAUUGCAAUGUUUCGUUCUCUGUUAAUUGUGAGAUAAAACAAGUUUCAUAUUGAUUUUUAAUACUUACUAGUUUUACUGUAUUUAUUACUUUCGUGUUGUUUCAUAAUUCCUUUUAUUUCCCAGUGAUUCCAAUUUUUAUUAAUCGAUAUGGAAAUUUUGCUUUGUCUUGCAAUAAGUUUCUGUUAGUUUAACAAUUACUUCCAUUAAUGAAAUCGUGCCAAACAUGUGGUAUUAAUAACUUAUCAAUUCACAAGUAGAGGAUUUAACGAGAUCUCAAUUCUAAUUUUGUAUUAUGUGACAUUUUAUUCACAGCGACACUUUAAAUUAAAUAUUUAAUAUAUUGAUUUCUUUGAACUGAUGUAUAGAAUGUAUAGCAUAGGAAAGGAGAUAAUGUUUAGUAACUAUGAUGUCAUAUUGUAAAUAGAGCUUAAUGGUAUUGAUUGUUAGAACUUAUUGGUAUAUUGCCUAAAAUGUUGUUUUGCAAUAAACCGUAUUUAUAUA